AUGUCCGUCAAAGUAAUUACCGGUGAAGAAACGAUGUCUGUUAAUUAUUUAUGGGAGGUGGGAAAUUUGAAUCGCCUAAAAUUAGGGACUCGGGAGAUAAAGUCGCCAGUGUUUGAGGUCAGUGAGGGUGGGAGCGAAAAUAAAUGGCAUUUUUUGUUAAGUUUUACCGGGGAUUGUUUGCUGAUUGAUUUGAAUUUCCGGUCGUCCUGCAAAAGAGGAAUCCAGUACAGUUAUUAUGUCCGGGAUAGUGAAGACAAAGUCGGGGAUAAAGAUAAAUUUGAGUGCGUACACAAAGGAUGGGGCUCGGGUGAGUUUAUAACAAGACAAGGAUCGGUGGUCAUGAAUAAAUUUUUUGGUAGCCUUGUAAUAUUUUGUCAAGUUGUUUUGAAACUGAACGUGGAUAGAGACGACGAGCUUGUGGUGCCCAGGUGUCAGCUGAUUGAUGAAUUGAAUUUUUUAUUUGGAAUUAAAAAUAAUGAGGUGGCGGGUAAAGUCAAAGAUAAUUCGCAAAUUGAAUUUUUUCGUGAUGGGAAAAAAUUCGGGGCAGAGAUAGACGAUAAAAAAAAUAGUGAAAAUGUGGAAAUUGAACUGUCUGCAGAUUUACAUGACAAAGAUAUCGAUUUACCUGAAAAGUAUUCGAAGAUCGAUAGUUUGAAAGCCAUGUGUCAGGACUUUAUUUAUGAAAACAUACAUAUGUACGAUAUUAUUGACGUUUUCACAGUCGCAGAGACUUCGAAUGCUGGUGUUUUGAAAUCGUAUGCGAUUGAGUUUAUCGAUAAAAAUAUUGACCAAGUUCUUGACGUCACAUCGUUUGAGGAAAUUCAAAUUAAAAACCCGCGUCUGGCUGUUACUUUGUUACGAGGAGCCGCAGAUAAAGUGAAUGAGUUUGAGAAAAAUUUGAAUACAUUUAAAAAAUUCCUUCAUGUUCACUAA
Messenger RNA from Microplitis mediator, 933 nucleotides. Its product is annotated as speckle-type POZ protein-like. The transcript has a single exon. Lineage: Eukaryota; Metazoa; Arthropoda; Insecta; Hymenoptera; Braconidae. Bases 1 to 933 code for a protein of 310 amino acids. The record is from RefSeq and is a predicted model, not a curated record.